Molecule: messenger RNA, 2293 nt
Organism: Nymphaea colorata (pocket water lily)
Lineage: Eukaryota; Viridiplantae; Streptophyta; Magnoliopsida; Nymphaeales; Nymphaeaceae
Product: transcription termination factor MTERF4, chloroplastic-like
Exons: 2
Coding region: 453-2024 (523 amino acids)
Biological process (GO): regulation of DNA-templated transcription
Molecular function (GO): double-stranded DNA binding
Source: RefSeq, a predicted model, not a curated record
GAUCUUUGCAGAAUUAGAGACGAACCGAAUCGACUACUGUCGUAGAUCCUCUCUCCUUCGGAAAAUAGCCUGGAUCUGGAUAAAACCCGUAUUGUCUUGGACUUUGCUUCCUGUCAUAGAUAUGGGGAUUGAAGCCUGAGGAUAGAUGAACGCCGCAAGACGGAGUUGCUGCUUUCUCCUUUGCCAUAAACCCCAUGAGCCACUUCCGAUUCUUUCAUACCGCCAGUCUCAGGUGUUUUUUCAUUUUAUGAUUCGUAAACCAUCUGUCGGUUUCAUGUGAUGGAGUUAUCAGGCGAUGAUUUCUGCAUAUCUUUAUUUUGGCGGCUUUAGUUUGGAGAAGGCAAAAAAGACUUGAACGAAAUGGAAGCAAAUUAGGUCGUCGCGUCCAAUUCACGUGAUGCACUCCGAAUUGCAAGUAGAUUAGUGGUUUGAUCGUUUUCCGGUCUCAACAUAUGUCAAACAUCAUGAUGAUCAACUGUGCUGGCGUAACAAAAUCUGGGUUUUGGUGUUCGCGCUCUGAGGCUUCCAUCCUUGGUUUCAACUUUGCACAUCUCAAUCCGCUUAACAAAAUCCUUUUCACAAUUGAGAGGAGAAAUGUCCUUCAAGUCGGAGUUGGGUCUGCUAUUUCCCAAAGAAUGUACUCGGCGGCCUCCUCAGGCUUGGCUUCAGCAAGUGACCGUUCUGAUCGAAAGCCUGCCGGUAAGUCGUCUCUUUAUGCCAGGCCCAGUUUGCUCCAAAUGCAGCAGGAUCGGCUCAAGGCACGUGAAACUGUUUAUGAGUUUCUGAGGAGUCUUGGAAUAGUUCCUGAUGAGUUGAACGGUCUUGAGCUUCCUGUUAGUAUCGAAGUCAUGAGGGAAAGGAUAGAUUUCCUGCACAAACUAGGUCUUACAGUCUCGGACAUCAACAACUAUCCUCUUGUUCUGGGUUGCAGUGUGAAGAAAAACAUGAUUCCUGUACUUGAUUAUCUUGGAAAACUGGGUGUUAGGAAAUCCACCUUUGCAGAUUUCUUGAGGCGAUAUCCACAAGUUCUUCAUUCGAGUGUAGUAGUGGAUCUUCAGCCUGUUGUGAAGUACCUCCAGGGUCUGGAUAUCAAGGAGAAUGAUAUUCCAAGAGUUCUUGAGAGGUAUCCAGAGGUUCUAGGAUUCAAACUGGAGGGUACCAUGAGUACUUCUGUUGCAUAUUUGGUUGGCAUUGGGGUAGGAAGAAGAGAAAUUGGACCAAUUCUUACCCGGUAUCCAGAGAUAUUGGGAAUGAGAGUGGGAAGGGUGAUCAAGCCAUUUGUGGAGAUGCUUGAGAGCAUAGGGGUUCCAAGGCAAGCUGUUGCAAGAUUGAUUGAGAACCGACCUCACAUGCUUGGUUUUAGCUUGGGAGAUCAGGUGAGACCAAAUAUAGAUGCUUUGAUUGAAUUUGGGGUGAGAAAGCAAAGUCUGCCCUCCAUCAUAGUUCGCUAUCCUGAGAUUGCAGGACUUGAUCUAAGGUCAAAGCUUCUGUCUCAGCAGAAUUUCUUUAAGUACAAUCUUGAUGUGAAUCCUGAAGAGUUUGGUGGAAUUGUGGAAAAGAUGCCACAGGUUGUUAGCCUUAACCAGACUCCAAUAAUGAAGCACAUUGAUUUCUUGAAAGGCUGCGGCUUCUCACAGGAAGAUAUGAAAACUAUGGUCCUUGGUUGUCCUCAGAUUCUUGCAUUGAACAUUGACAUCAUGAAACUAAAUUUUGACUAUUUUCAACAUGAGAUGGAGAGGAAACUGGAGGAUAUUGUCGCAUUUCCAGCUUUCUUUACUUAUAGCUUAGAGGCAACUAUCAAGCCUAGGCAUAAGAGGAUUGCUAAGAAGGGUCUGAAAUGCUCGUUGGGCUGGCUUCUGAACUGCAGUGAUCAGAAGUUUGAUGAACGGAUGAGCUACGACUUCAUUGACAUCGAGGAAAUGGAAGCUGAGCCUUCAUUUGAUAUGGAAUCAUUUUCACGGCCAAAGGAAUAUGAAUCAUCUUCGGAAUAUGAUGACGACAGUGAGGAUGAUGAUGACAUGUGAUACUUUAUCUGAAGUUUUAAAUUUGAUGCUUAGUGCAUCGUCAGAAAAAGGUAUCUGCUUUAACAGGGGAGGUAGAACAAAAUUCAAUGAUUAAUUUGUUAUUUAUGUGCACUCUUUGGCAGCCUAUUUCCUUCCGAAUCAAGCAAUCCUUUGUAAAAUUUGUAGCAUUUAUACCUUUAUUUUGUAUUGCUCACUACUUCACUCUUGGUUCUCUCGCAUCAUUUUGUCCAAUAUUAAAAAUGAAGGGCUUGAUUGGAAUUCCGUAGUUA